AAUUGCACAAGUACCAAUGUUUGUUUUUAUUAUAAAAGCAUGUACAUUUUGUUCUUCUUACCAAUUAUACAUCAAACACACACGGCACCUGUUUGUACUAGUCUUCCAUGGCAGCUCAAUUAAGUUUUCACCAUUGUGCAAGAAACUUGUUAUAAAGCUGCAUCAAAUAGUAGAAUACCGAAAAAUUUCAAUUAUAUCUAUGGAUGAUCUGAAUUGGGGUGGCUCAGAAGUUAUGCAAGAGAGGGCGCGAAUCUUGUGGAAUACUCAGCAGCAACAAAACUUUGAAGGAUGCUACAACAUAACAAACUCUCUUACUCAUGAAAUACAAGAGAUGCAUAAUGUUGAAAUUGAUCAUAGUGCAAAUUCAAAUUCUGAAAGAGUGAUGAUGAUUCCAAAUAAAAAUCUGUUACAGCAUGCAACAACCAUGACAGUGAAAUCGAAAGCUGGAUCCAGCUGGGAAGAACCUUUAAUGCAUCAAUCAGAUCAAUCCCUUUUGGUCAAUAGACUUUACAACAUGACAGAUUUCAACUUGGCCCACCAACAACAACAACUCAAUUUUAACAACUCUUUUGAUUGUUUGCUUUCAGAUACUAAUAGCAACACAGACACUUCUAUUGAAAAUGAUGAUGAUGGUGGAAUUUCAAGGUUGUUUUCUGACUGCAGAAAUUUAUGGAGCUUCAGUUAUGUCAAUCCUACAUCCUCAUCCGAUGAUAGUAAUGUUUCAAACUAUGAAGCACCGACACAAACACAGGUAUCAGACAAACCUUCAAUCAGAAGUUUUGGUUUAAAUGGUACAAGUUACGAAGCAUUCGGACAGACACGUGCACCAGACACACAUUCAAUCAGAAGUGUUGGUUCAAAUGGUAUAAGUUAUAAAACACAGAAACAGACACCAGAUACAUCUUUGAUCAGACGCGUUGGGAAGAAAGACAUGAAAUGUCCAUUCAAUGUUGAACUUGACGAAACGGUGUCUCAAAGCUCACCAGAUCAAUACAUCACUCAAAGAAAAGCAAUAAAUUCAAGUACUAUUCAUAAUUCUUCAUCUCUUGAAGGUGGUUUUAGCCUUAUCACUGAUAAGCCACCAACAAACAAGAAACCAAGAUCUGACAAAGCACCUUGUUCAACCAACAUAAAUUUCCAACAACCAAAUUCAUCAUCAUCAUCAUCAAUAUGCUGUUCAUCUUCAACCGAAGAGCCUGAUCGAGAAGCAAUAGCGCAAAUGAAGGAAAUGAUGUAUAGAGCUGCAGCAUUUAGGCCAGUGAAUUUCGGAAUCGACGACAUCGAUGUGAUUGAAAAAAAGCCUAAGAGAAAAAAUGUUAAGAUAUCAAACGAUCCACAAACUGUGGCUGCAAGACAAAGAAGGGAAAAAAUAAGUGAUAGGAUUAGGGCUUUGCAAAAGAUUGUACCUGGUGGAAACAAAAUGGACACUGCUUCAAUGCUUGAUGAGGCUGCAAAUUAUCUCAAGUUUUUAAGGUCACAAAUUAAAGCACUUGAAAGUUUAGGUAACAAAGUUAAUACUAUGGAUUGUAAUCAUCCAUCUAGUAUUGCUUUCUCUUUUAAUCCUUCUUUUUCCAUGCAAAUGAUUCCUAAUCAUUUCAAUUAUGAUGAUCAUCUCUAAUCAUUUCAUUAUUAUUACCAAAGACAAUGAUUAAUGUAUCUGAUAUUCAUUAAUUUUCUAGCCAGAGAAGCAUAAGGAUUCUACUAAUUGUUACAGUAAUGUUUAAUUAUUAUCUUUGUAUUGUAACUUUCUUCAGUAUGAUCAAUUAUCAGUGACUUUGUUUAAAAUUUACAUUAA
Messenger RNA from Lathyrus oleraceus (garden pea), 1795 nucleotides. Its product is annotated as transcription factor bHLH87. The record is from RefSeq and is a predicted model, not a curated record. The coding region runs from base 17 to 1618 and encodes 533 amino acids. The transcript is spliced from 3 exons. Gene Ontology annotation, biological process: regulation of DNA-templated transcription. NCBI's taxonomy places the organism in Eukaryota, Viridiplantae, Streptophyta, Magnoliopsida, Fabales, Fabaceae. Gene Ontology annotation, molecular function: DNA-binding transcription factor activity; protein dimerization activity.